Schistosoma guineensis is the source of this 210-nucleotide messenger RNA. The record is from the annotation of a GenBank genome assembly. NCBI's taxonomy places the organism in Eukaryota, Metazoa, Platyhelminthes, Trematoda, Strigeidida, Schistosomatidae.
AUGACAGAAUUGAAUGAACCAUUUAAUAAAUUAAAACAAUCCAAUAAUUCAGAUAUUUCAUUAUCAAAUGUGAAUUAUGAUCAAAAAUCAAUGAAUCAAAUUGAACAAUUAUUAUGUCAAGUUUUAAAUGAAAAUUCUAUUUUAAGAGAGAAAAAUGAAGAGUUAAACGAAAUGAUUCUUAAUAAUGAAGAUCAUUCAAAAGUAAGUUGA